Molecule: messenger RNA, 1104 nt
Organism: Dictyostelium purpureum
Lineage: Eukaryota; Evosea; Eumycetozoa; Dictyosteliales; Dictyosteliaceae
Exons: 4
Coding region: 1-1104 (367 amino acids)
Biological process (GO): proteolysis
Molecular function (GO): metalloaminopeptidase activity
Source: RefSeq, a predicted model, not a curated record
AUGGUUACUGUAUGUGCAACCCCAGGUUGUGGCAAGUAUGCAAAGCUUCAAUGCCCAACUUGUUUCAAUUUAAAUCUUGACAACCCUUCAAAUUUUUGUUCACAAGCUUGUUUCAAAAGUUUUUGGCCAAUUCACAAAAUUUAUCAUCAACCAUCAACUGGAAAUAGUGAUGACUUACCAGCAAAGUUUAAAAAUUAUGACUUUACUGGUUCCUUAAGACCAGCAAAAGUUACUCCGAUGAGAAAAGUACCAGAAGGUAUUGAAUUACCUGACCAUGCUAUUAGUUCCAUUCCCCUAAAAGAAAAGGAAGCAUAUAGAAAGAAUGCACCAAUUAUCGUCUACAAACCAGAUGAAAUCGAAAUUAUGAGACAUUUAGCAAAAAUGUCAAGAGAAGUUUUGGAUAUUGCUGGUAAUGUAGCAAAAGUUGGUAUGACUACUGAAGAAAUUGAUAUUAUCGUUCAUAAUGCAAUUGUUGAAAGAGGAGCUUACCCAUCACCAUUAAACUAUUACCAAUUCCCAAAAUCAUGCUGCACAUCAAUUAAUGAAGUUAUUUGUCAUGGUAUUCCAGAUGAAAGACCAUUACAAGAUGGUGACAUUUUAAAUGUUGAUGUCUCAUUGUAUUGGAAAGGCUAUCAUUGUGACUUGAAUGAAACCUUUUUAAUUGGUAAUGUUGAUGAACAAGGAAAGAAAUUAGUUCAAACAGCUUAUGAAUGUUUAGAAUUAGCCAUUGCAAUUUGUAAACCAGGUGUACUCUACAGAGAACUUGGUAAUGUUAUUCAAAAGCAUGCAAAAAAGAAUGGUUUUUCUGUAGUCAAAAAUUUCUGUGGUCAUGGUACUGGUAGAUUAUUCCACUGUGUUCCAGAUGUUCCACAUUAUUCCAAUAACAAGGCUGUAGGUGUUAUGAAACCAGGUCACGUUUUCACAAUUGAACCAAUGAUUAAUGAAGGUACAUGGCAAGAUCAAUUCUGGCCAGAUGGUUGGACAGCUGUUACAGCUGAUGGUAAAAGAAGUGCUCAAUUUGAACAUACACUUCUUAUUACUGACACAGGUGUUGAAGUGCUUAGCAAAAGAGCCGUGGGCUCAUACAUAGAUAGACACUUUUAG